GGCUCGGAGGAGGUGGCCUGGCUCUCGGCGGAGGUGGUGGUGGCUACGGACUGGCCAUGGGUGGUGGAGGUGGUGCUUUCAUAGCACCAGCCAUCACAGCUGUCACCGUCAACCAGAGUCUGCUCGCCCCCCUGAACCUGGCGAUCGACCCCACCAUCCAGACCGUCCGCACUCAGGAGAAGAACCAGAUCAUGACCCUCAACAACCGCUUCGCCUCCUUCAUCGACAAGGUGCGCUUCCUGGAACAGCAGAACAAGAUGCUGGAGACCAAGUGGAGCCUCCUCCAGGACCAGACCACCGUGCGCUCCAACAUCAACUCCAUGUUUGAGGCCUACAUUGGCAACCUGCGCAGACAGCUCGACGGCAUGGGCAGUGGGCAAGUCCAGCUGCAGGGAGAGCUGAAAAACAUGCAGGUUCUGGUUGAGGACUUCAAAGUGAAGUAUGAGGUUGAAAUCAACAAGCGUGCCACAGUGGAGAAUGAGUUUGUUUUGCUCAAGAAGGAUGUUGAUGCUGCCUACAUGAUCAAGGUGGAGCUGGAGGCCAAGGUUGAUGCCUCUCAGGAUGAAAUCAACUUCCUCAGGGUCGUCUAUGCAGAGGAGCUGCGCGAGCUGCAGGCGCAGAUCAAGGACACCUCUGCUAUUGUGGAGAUGGACAAUACCCGCUCUCUGGACAUGGACUCCAUUGUGGCCGAAGUGCGUGCUCAGUACGAGGACAUCGCCACCCGCAGCCGGGCCGAGACAGAGACAUGGUACCAGGCCAAGUUUGAGGAGAUGCAGACCUCUGCUGUCAGAUACGGUGAUGACCUGCGCACAACCAAGUCCGAGAUCUCUGAGCUCACCCGCAUGAUCAGCCGCCUCCAGAUGGAAAUUGAGUCAGUCAAAGUACAGCGGGCCAGCAUUGAUGCCCAGAUUACAGAGGCUGAGGAACGUGGAGUGCUGGCAGUGAAGGAUGCCCAGCUGCGCAUCAGGGACCUUGAGGCGGCCCUCCAGACUACCAAGCAGGAGAUGGCCCGCCAGGUGCGCGAGUACCAGGAGCUGAUGAGCGUCAAACUGGCCCUCGACAUUGAGAUCGCCACCUACAGGACAUUGCUGGAAGGAGAGGAGUCCAGGUAG
Molecule: messenger RNA, 1112 nt
Organism: Clupea harengus (Atlantic herring)
Lineage: Eukaryota; Metazoa; Chordata; Actinopteri; Clupeiformes; Clupeidae
Product: keratin, type II cytoskeletal 8-like
Exons: 7
Coding region: 57-1112 (351 amino acids)
Biological process (GO): intermediate filament organization; keratinization
Cellular component (GO): keratin filament
Molecular function (GO): structural constituent of skin epidermis
Source: RefSeq, a predicted model, not a curated record